Molecule: messenger RNA, 5198 nt
Organism: Nylanderia fulva
Lineage: Eukaryota; Metazoa; Arthropoda; Insecta; Hymenoptera; Formicidae
Source: RefSeq, a predicted model, not a curated record
UAUCAUACUAGAUUUUCUGUGCCGAACGGAUUAUCUUCCAUAAGCAUAAGCAUUGUGCUAGAAAUGUUCUUAUCAUAACCGUCAUAACCUCUAAAUAUUUUACAUUUUAUAAGUAUACAAUACGAUUCAAUACAGUAAAAAAAAAUGUUUAAGCGUGCAGCGACUAGUAGUGCGAUUUUGGCAAAAAAUUUCGGAUUUAUUAAGGAUCAUGCGUUUGUAAAUAUAAGAAACAAAAAAUUUGGUUCGGCAACUCAACAUUCACGAUAUAGACCGUUAACUCCGAUAAAUACUAUUAUAAUGUUUGUUCCUCAACAACAGGCAUGGAUUGUAGAAAGAAUGGGAAAAUUCCAUAAAAUUUUAGAUCCAGGUUUAAAUAUUUUACUUCCUGUUGUUGAUAAAGUCAAAUAUGUACAAAUUUUAAAGGAAUUAGCGAUAGAUGUGCCACAACAAAGUGCAGUUACAUCAGAUAAUGUGACUUUGAGUAUUGAUGCUGUAUUGUAUUUAAGAAUAACUGAUCCUUAUCUAGCCUCUUAUGGUGUUGAGGAUGCUGAAUUUGCUAUAAUUCAAGUAGCCCAAACCACCAUGAGAUCUGAAUUAGGAAAAAUAUCUUUAGAUAAAGUAUUUAGGGAAAGAGAAGGAUUAAAUGUUUCUAUCGUUGAAAGUAUUAACAAGGCCAGUAGUGCAUGGGGAAUAACAUGCUUAAGAUAUGAAAUUCGUGAUAUAAGAUUACCACCACGAGUGCAGGAAGCAAUGCAAAUGCAAGUAGAAGCCGAACGGAAGAAGCGUGCUGCUAUAUUAGAAUCGGAAGGUAUCAGAGAAGCUGAAGUAAACGUAGCAGAGGGCAAAAAACUUGCACAAAUUUUAGCUUCAGAAGCAGCAAGGCAAGAGCAAAUAAAUAAAGCUACUGGAGAAGCUGCAGCAGUAGUAGCAGUAGCAGAGGCACGAGCAAAGGGAUUACAAGUAGUUGCAAAUGCUCUUGGGGCAUCAGAUGCAAAAAAUGCGGCAGCGCUUAGCGUAGCAGAACAAUAUGUUAACGCAUUCAACAAAUUAGCAAAAGUUAAUAACACAUUGAUAUUACCAAGCAACGUAGGAGAUGUUUCGACAUUUGUAGCACAGGCAAUGGCAAUUUAUAAACAAGUAAUGCCCAAAUACAAUGAGCAAAAAGUAAUAGAUAAUCAUCAAUCAAAUGCUGCAAUGCAAAAGGAAGAAUCAGAUGAAUCAUAUGAAUAUUUUAGUGAUAAAGAAGAAGCUGAAAAACAUAAAAAGAUGGACAAACAAAAUCUUGCGUAUCUACCUUCCGGAAGUAAUUUCUGUUGGAAGGAUUUUCCAAAUAAAGUGCUUUCAAGAUUUCCUAUAGCAGUUAAUGUGCACAUGAACAAUAAUGAUCCAACCCAUCCUCCCAAUACAGUCCCCAACUGUGAUGAACCAAGCCAAACUUUGUACAUUUGCAUUCCAGAGAAUAAUAAUCAAGAUCAGGAUGAAAAAGCAGUUGAAUUCCAGUUUCAAAAGGUAAGACGCAAACAAAGAUCCAGGAGGCAACAACAUGUACUCCCAAUACAACAGCAACAAACACCAUGGAAUCAACCACAAUACUCACACAGUUCACUUGAACAACAACCAGUAACACGAGACUUUUCACAACAACAUGUACCCCCAAGACAACAACAACAGACAGAAUGGAAUCAAGGACAAUUUUCAGAAUAUUCACAAAAUUUACUUGAACAACCAGUAUCAGGAGAUACUGGAUCUCAACUGCAAAGGAUUUUUCCUCAACAACAACAAAGAACGAGGGACCGACAACAAGGAAAUAGGAAUCAACAACAAAGGCAGUACUCACAACAGCAAGAAAUACAGUAUCAAUCAGGACAACCUCAGCAAGUACAACAAUACUCGCAACAAAGAACACGCACUUCACAAUAUCAGGAACAACAAGUUCCAGGACCCUCCAGACAACAACAGACAGAAUGGAAUCAAGGACAAUUUUCAGAAUACUCACAAAAUUUACUUGAACAACAACAACAAAAAAUGAGGGACCAACGACAAGGAAAUAGGAAUCAACAACAAAGACAGUACUCACAACAUCAGGCAAUGUCACAUAACUUAUCACAACAACAGCAAGAAAUACGGUAUCAAUCAGGACAACCUCAGCGAGUACAACAAUACUCACAACAAAGAAUACGCACUUCACAAUAUCAGGAACAACAAGUUCCAGGACCCUCCAGACAACAACAGACAGAAUGGAAUCAAGGACAAUUUUCAGAAUACUCACAAAAUUUACUUGAACAACAACAACAAAAAAUGAGGGACCAACGACAAGGAAAUAGGAAUCAACAACAAAGACAGUACUCACAACAUCAGGCAAUGUCACAUAACUUAUCACAACAACAGCAAGAAAUACGGUAUCAAUCAGGACAACCUCAGCGAGUACAAAAAUACUCACAACAAAGAAUACGCACUUCACAAUAUCAGGAACAAGUUUCAGCAAAGACAGAUGGGACAAUACCUAUUUUGACAAAUAUGUUUGAAAUUAUAAUUGGUGAAAACUUUGCAACCAGCAUUGUUCAUUAUGAUGUAAUAAUUGAGCCUAAAUCCUCUAAAGCUAUACAUACAAAAGUUUUUGAAGAAUGUAGAGAUAAACACUUUGAAAAGAAUUAUCCAGCAUUUGAUGGAAUAAAAAAUGCAUAUAGUGCAACGGAGCUUCCUAAUGUUCAUGAAACUGAGAUUGAGAUCCAAGAUAAAGUAUGUGAUAAUCAAUGUGGCGAUGAAAGAUGCAAGACAGAAUGUACUACAUCUACAAGAAAUAAAACCUUUAGAAUUACUUUACAGAAAGUAGGAGAAAUCGAUUUUAGCUGGUUAAAAAACUUAUCAGUUAAAGUUGAUGACAUUCAAAGUAGUAUACAAGCUCUAGAUAUCAUCAUACGUUAUAGACCUAAGUCAAAAUUUAUUAAUGUUGGAAAAUUAUUGUUCCGGGAUCUAGAUAAUGGAACAUUACUAGAUAGAAAAAAGCCACAUUAUUUAACAUUAUCAUGGGGUCUUUUUUAUCCGCUAUACUUGGAUAUAGAAUUUGUUCCUACAGGAUUUGUUAAAGCUGAGAAGGUUAAUUGUUUAAUAAAUCAAUUAGAAGAAUACGAAAUGUCUAAUAAAAAAAAACUAGAAGAAAAACUUAAUUUUUUGAAGAAUUUAAGAGUGAUUUACAAAGUACUCCCGAAUAAGAAUUCCCAGGAGCUUAAAAAACCACUAAUAUAUCGCAUACAAGGAAUAGAUCUCCCUGCUAAUAAGCAGAAAUUCAAGUAUAAUGGAAUAGAAAUCACAGUAAAAGAUUUUUUUAAGGAAUAUAAGAAUUAUAUAUUGAAAUUCCCUCAUCUACCUUGUCUUGUCGCGAAGAAAACAAAAGGAGAUAAUAAAGAGAAACCGGCAGAGGUAUAUUUGCCUGCAGAAUUAUGUACUAUUGUGAAGGGUCAAUCUGUUAAAAAGUUGAAUAGCGACCAAACUACUAAUAUGAUUAAAGCCAUGAUGAAUCCAAAAACCCGCAAAGAGAGGAUAGAAAAAGCGUUUGAAAUGAUCAACGUGAAUGUUAGUCCUACCAUGAAAGAGUUUCAUUUGUCUGUCAACACACAAAUGAAACAAGUAAAUGCUAGGAUCUUACCUGCUCCGAAAUUAUUAUACAACCAAUCAGUAGAGGUAAACAAUGGAAUAUGGACAAUGGCGAAAUAUAUGUUUAAUCAAGCCGCGACAAUUUUAGAAAAGAAUACGUGGACUAUUCUCAAUUUGCAAUUUGAACCUAUAAAUAACCAAAUUUUUGAUAACAUGGAAUGUUUUAUGAAAAACUUACAGACAUAUGCAAGUAAGUAUGGUAUGCAGAUAAAAGAUGCUAACACUCGAGAAUUCAAAAGUUUGAAAAAAAAAAGGGAAAUCCAAAAGUACUUUCAGGAUAAUAAGAACAUGAAAUUAAUAAUAGUGGUUAUUCCAGAUUAUUUACCAGAUUUUACAGACAUAUACAGCGAGAUAAAACAGAUGACCGAGUUGGACAUAGGUGUCUUGACACAGUGUCUAAAAAAACAGACUUUUGAGAAAGUGGUUAACUCAAACCCAUCAAUAAUAACAAAUAUUCUUCUAAAAAUAAACGCAAAAUUAAAUGGUAUUAAUCAUAUACUUGAGGAAUCAUCAAAAUAUUUGAAGAAAAAUUGUAUGAUUGUUGGUGCCGAUGUAACUCAUCCAGCUCCUGAUGUUAAUACACCCUCCAUAGCAGCAGUUACUGCAAGUAGUGAUACUUUUGGGUUCCAGUAUAAUGUUAUGUAUAAACUUCAAAAUUCUAAAGAAGAAAUAAUCUCAGGUCUUGAAGACAUAAUAACGUCACAAUUGUCAAUUUAUAAGAAAAAGACAAAUUGUUUCCCAAAUAGCAUCAUCUAUUAUCGAGAUGGAAUUUCUGAUGGACAAUUCUCACAAUUUAAGGAUAUCGAAAUAACAGCUAUUAAAAACGCAUGUAAUAAAUUUAAUCAAUCGAUCCCAAAGAUUCAAAUUACCUGCUUAAUUGUCCAGAAGAGACAUCACGUGCGUUUUUUUCCCAUAGACGAACACAAGGACAAAAAUGGUAAUGUGAAAGUGGGCACAAUUGUCGAUACUGAAAUUGUUCCACAUAAUGAAGAUAAUAUUGAUUUUUAUCUCGUCUCACACAUGAGCAUUCAGGGUACUGUAAGGCCUACCAAAUAUAGAUGCAUAAUUAAUGAAUCUAAAUAUAGCCCAGAUGAGAUUGAAAAAUUGACAUAUUAUCUUUGUCAUAUGUAUGCGCGUUGUACCAGAGCGGUAAGCUAUCCAACGCCAACUUACUAUGCUCAUUUGGCAGCGUACCGUGCAAAAGCCUUACUAGAUGGUUGCAGCACCACAGUUUACUCUGACAAUCUCAGUGCAGCACAGAGAAAAUUAGAUAGCAUUUUAAUUAAUAAUCAGUAUCCGAUGUAUUUUGUGUAAAGAUAAUGUAGACAUUUUCAUGGCUUUCCAAAGAUUUUUAAGGAUUACUUUCUAGUCACAGCUUGAUAUCUCUAGCUAGUCCUACUUCUCUCUUCUUUUCAACUAUAAUUUUGCACUUCAUCUAUGUACUUCAAUUGUAAGAAUCUGAUGUAACAAAAGGAAAAAGAGGAAGUUUGACAUGCAAUAUUUUUUAUAUAUAUCAUUUAUUUUUCAUAAAAAAAAUAUGAAAG